AUGUUUGUGGCCAUCUUGUACUGGGUCCUGACAGUCAUCUUCCUCAUCAUCUACCUGACCAUGGCUUACAACAGGAUCCCUCAGGUCCCCUGGACAGUUGUGGUACGACACAUACUACGACACAUAAUACAAUAGCACAUUAUCUGACCAACUUGAAACUUGAGUGAUUGGGGUUGUUUAUUAUAUAUCUAGUGAUUGAAUAAUUGUGGACUAUUUAUGUAACUCAAAAGCAAUGGAGUGAACUUCCUGGAUGGUUUUGGGGAAGAGAGGAUUUUUGUGUGCUCCUGACCAUGUCUUUAUGAAUGUGAUCAAAUGAAGCCAUUCUAUACUGUGUACUAGCCUACAGUAUCUGAGCCAGCCAGCCAGGAAUCCUGUUAUUGUCAUUCUACAGGGCCUGUUCUUCAACAGUAGUGCUACAGUGAUGUAUGUGGUGUUCUACAGAAUCUGUUCUUCAACAGUAGUGCUACAGUGAUGUAUGUGGUGUUCUACAGGGCCUGUUCUUCAACAGUAGUGCUACAGUGAUGUAUGUGGUGUUCUACAGGGCCUGUUCUUCAACAGUAGUGCUACAGUGAUGUAUGUGGUGUCCUACAGGGCCUGUUCUUCAACAAUAGUGCUACAGUGAUGUAUGUGAUGUUCUACAGGGCCUGUUCUUCAACAGUAGUGCUACAGUGAUGUAUGUGGUGUUCUACAGGGCCUUUUCUUCAACAGUAGUGCUACAGUGAUGUAUGUGGUGUUCUACAGGGCCUGUUUUUCAACAGUAGUGCAACAGUGAUGUAUGUGGUGUUCUACAGGGCCUGUUCUUCAACAGUAGUGAUACAGUGAUGUAUGUGGUGUUCUACAGGGCCUGUUCUUCAUCAGUAUGGCUACAGUGAUGUAUGUGGUGUUCUACAGGGCCUGUUCUUCAACAGUAGUGCCACAGUGAUGUAUGUGGUGUUCUACAGUGUCUGUUCUUCAACAGUAGUGAUACAGUGAUGUAUGUGGUGUUCUACAGGGCCUGUUCUUCAUCAGUAGUGCUACAGUGAUGUAUGUGGUGUUCCACAGGGCCUGUUUUUCAACAGUAGUGCUACAGUGAUGUAUGUGGUGUUCCACAGGGCCUGUUUUUCAACAGUAGUGCUACAGUGAUGUAUGUGGUGUUCUACAGGGCCUGUUCUUCAACAGUAGUGCUACAGUGAUGUAUGUGGUGUUCUACAGGGCCUGUUUUUCAACAGUAGUGCUACUGUGAUGUAUGUGGUGUUCUACAGGGCCUGUUCUUCAACAGUAGUGCUAUAGUGAUGUAUGUGGUGUUCUACAGGGCCUGUUCUUCAACAGUAGUGCUACAGUGAUGUAUGUGGUGUUCUACAGGGCCUGUUCUUCAACAGUAGUGCUACAGUGAUGUAUGUGGUGUUCUACAGGGCCUGUUCUUCAACAGUAGUGCUACAGUGAUGUAUGUGGUGGCAGCAGCAGUGGAUGCAGCCUCAAUCAGCCAUGCUGUUAAAGGGCGCCAUAACUACAACUGCUGGGUAGUAUCCACGGUAAGAAAACCAGCUCAGACCACCCAGACAUACAUUCAAAUCACGCCAACUGUGAAAAUAUACCACAAAUAUGACUGAGUAUUUAUGAUUAAAGCGAUAUCAAAAUAUACAAUAAUAAAAUGGAAAUAUAUGCCUACAAGUCAGAUAAGAGAAGUAUGAUGCCACUGUGUACCAUCCCAAUGAUAUCUAUUUGGUCCAUUUAAGCCUGCUCUACUCACACCUACUAUUGUACUGAAUUUCAAUGUUUUCAUCUGUCUGUUUUUCAGUUCUUUGCCUUCCUGGUCACGCUCUGCUAUGCAGGAAGUACGUAUAUAAGUUUUAAAUCGUGGCGAUCGAGGGCUGAGGAACAAUAA
Molecule: messenger RNA, 1864 nt
Organism: Coregonus sp. 'balchen'
Lineage: Eukaryota; Metazoa; Chordata; Actinopteri; Salmoniformes; Salmonidae
Source: the annotation of a GenBank genome assembly